Peniophora sp. CBMAI 1063 is the source of this 1596-nucleotide messenger RNA. The record is from the annotation of a GenBank genome assembly. NCBI's taxonomy places the organism in Eukaryota, Fungi, Basidiomycota, Agaricomycetes, Russulales, Peniophoraceae.
AUGACUGUCGGCUUCCUCGACCUCAAUGAAGAUGUCCUACGCGCUAUUACUGAGGCAGCCGCCCUUGUACACCGCCCGCACUGGGGGUUUGCUGGGUGCCAUCCCACUCACGACUGGGUGCCGCCUGCACUCUCUAAGUCAAAGGCCGACUUGGACGAGGACUUCUAUCCCGACAAGCGCUUCUGUCUCGGAUGGAUUUACCUAUCGCACGUCAAUAGACGGUUGAGAGCCGUCGUUCUCGACUGUCCCGCCUUAUGGGCUAGUAGCACCCUGGCUUUACCGUCGCGCGAUAGUGACGAGGAGAUACUCUCUCGUUCGCGCAAGAUGCCUCUUCAGAUCCGUAUCCCCGCGGAACGCUGGCGCACUCGGGAUGAUAGACGCCGGGCGAUUCGCGCUAGGGCACCGUUUGCAUCCAUGGUCAUGGGGGACGCAGAUAUUAUAGACGUCAGAGAAUACAGCGGGUUGAAUUGGAUGAACCUCUUUGACGAGCACCCUACAUUGCGGCACCUCGCAUUGGACCAACGAGACUCAACGCGCAUCCGCAUGGACAUCAACGCUCCAAACUUGGUCAGCUUGGUCUUGCACGGAGCGAUACCCGUCUUUCCUACUGCUUUGUCGUCUCUUAGGGAGCUCGACAUCAGGGGCUGUCAUGAGGUGCCUUCUGUACCAUGCGAACCUUGUGGCGUGACGUUGUUGCGCGCCCUCGAUCGUACUCCUGUACUCGAGAGGUUGAUACUCGUCCUCGAUUCCAUCCACAACCUCGCGCCAGGGCACAACGGCAACGUCCCCAAACUGCCGAUAUCGCUGCCUUACGUGCGUGAAGCAUCUAUCCGUUUCACGGGAAAAGGCACUCGCCAUUCUUCCCUAGUGAAUCCAUGGACAUACGUCAAAGCGCCAGAUUGUGCCGCUGUAUCUCUCGUAUAUGGGACGCAGAUGGUUGACUGGGCCAGUGUGCUUCCCACCACUGCACACCAGUUGUUUUCAAACGUGCACGAUCGAGUCAGUCUUACGGUUGCCAAACGCAUCAUAGUAUCGGCCAAUCACGGAGAAUCCGAACGAGGCCAUUUGGGUGUCCGCUUCCAACAGGACGCCAGCCUUACCAGUUACGAGCUGAUUGCUCUAUUGCCCACGUACCUGCAGGUCGAAUCCAUCAAAUCCGCUCAUCUGAUACUGAAAGAUCGCACUUGCCACUUUCACGUUCGAAGCACACUACGACAUUGUCUUGCAGCAUUGACCGGCGUGUCCACUAUCACGAUGGAGACGGGCAGUGACACGAUAGAGCAGAUGUGCGGGCUUCUGGACGAGAUCACCUUAACUGGGUGCAACCUUCCAUCGCUGCAUACCCUCGACAUUCGUGUUUCGCGGGACAACGAGAAGGCAAUAGAGGCCAGGAACGUGCCCCUUCUAUGGCAAGCGACGAUUUCGCUCUUAACAUCGUCAGCGGAGCGGCACAAUACGCGAGUGUCGCGCUUGAUCUUAUCGGGAAACUGGCAGAUCGGCGGGGAGGAUCAGGAGGCGCUUGGACUCGUAGAUGCAGAGAUGAAGAAGUUUGCAAUUGCGUGCGUUGGCGAGGUUGUAGAUGCACGGGACGGGUGA